This is a messenger RNA of Ornithodoros turicata, 5936 nucleotides long. RefSeq lists its product as uncharacterized. NCBI's taxonomy places the organism in Eukaryota, Metazoa, Arthropoda, Arachnida, Ixodida, Argasidae. The record is from RefSeq and is a predicted model, not a curated record. The transcript has a single exon. The coding region runs from base 61 to 2118 and encodes 685 amino acids.
CGAAGUUGCUGUUCGCAGCGAUCCGCUUGUUUACAUCUGCAGAAAGUCGUCGCAACGCUGAUGCUUUUUGUGGUCAUUCGUAGUGUCGUACUGUUUCCAAUCUGUAUAUUUUGUGUUUACUUACAUACGUCUGUUGUCGCACGAUAUGUGCUGAACCUGCCUCCCACGCACAGCUGUGCGUUGUACGGAAUACCGUAUCCUCCGUCUGUGAAAGGUGCCGUUCGCGUCAUGUCGAGGUGGACGCGUUACCGGCAGAUACGCAAAGAAUACGAGCACGCCGUGAACGAAAUAGCGAACAGUGAUGCACCGGAAGCACCUGCUCCUCCGAGUACGAGCCCCAUGUUCGGAAAUGGGGAAGACGACGGCCGUGAACUGCAUAGUGAUGAGGACGAAAGCAUCGUGCCGCGUUUCGAUACGUCGGAAUCGGAUCUGUCGUGGGGGGAGUCCAGUGAUCAUGAAGAGGUACAAGACGGAACACGUGAAGCUGCCCUACGUCCAGAAGAUCCAGAACAGGAUUUGGUGAACCAACUGGCCAACCUUUCUUUGAAACAUAAUUUGACGCACGCAUGCAUAAACGACAUUGCGGCUCUGCUCAGGUCCCGUGGUCAUAAUGUUCCAAAAGAUGCAAGGACCAUUCUCGGGACAGAAAGGAAAGCUCCGGUGGAUCAAAAUGGGACGUUUGUCCAUUUUGGUCUAAAGACUGCUAUCAUGGAGUCUAUCCAAGUUGGGCCUCCACCUGCUGAAGUCAAACUUCAAGUAAAUAUCGAUGGACUGCCAUUGUACAAGAGCUCCUCGACGAGUUUCUGGCCGAUUUUGGGAAUGGUCAUGGGCUGUAGCAUGAAGGAGCCAUUUCUCAUCAGCGUGUACUGUGGCACAGGAAAGCCGCCAGAUUUGCAGGCGUUUUUGGGACCCUUCAUCGAGGAAGUUCAGGAUCUCACUAGAAGUGGAUUGCAUUAUAAAGGACGACACAUCAGUGUAAAGUUGAGUGCUAUCAUAUGUGAUGCUGUUGCACGUAGCUACCUAAAAUGCAUAAAAAGUCAUAAUGGCUAUUAUGGCUGUGAACGAUGCACACAGAAGGGAGUUCACUGUGAAAACAGACUGCUCUUUCUGGACUUGGACUCUGCCCUUCACACGGACGCAAGUUUCCGUGAACAGCUUUGUUCACUCCACCACACCGGUGUGUCACCUUUUCUUGAGCUGGAUAUCGACAUGAUUGCAGUCUUUCCACUGGACUAUAUGCAUCUGCUGUGCUUGGGGGUGAUGAAAAGACUUAUGCAUAUUUGGACAGGAAGAAAAUACGGUAGAGCAAAGCUGACUACUGAACAGCAGUGCAUUCUAAGUGAGAGGCUAAAUUCCUACCGCAAGGAUUUUCCUGCUUCGUUUCAAAGGAAGCCGAGAGGCAUCGAAGAGCUUGACAGGUGGAAAGCCACAGAGUUUCGCACCUUUUUGUUGUACACGGGACCAGUGGCUUUAAAGCAGUUGUUGCCUGACAAGCUUUACCACCAUUUUCUUCUCAUCCAUGUAGCAGCAAGGAUACUAGCUGCACCUAAUUUACACAGGGUGCACAACGAGUAUGCGGACAAGCUGUUACGAUACUUUGUUCAAGAAAUGGGUGUACUUUAUGGCACAACACACCUUGUCUACAACGUUCAUUCCCUCAUUCAUCUAGCAAGAGACUGCCUAAAUCAUGGCCCCCUUGAUUACUUCAGCGCUUUUUGCUUUGAAUCGUUCUUAGGGAAGCUAAAAGGAAAGCUGCGAACAACAAGCUGUCCCUUGUCACAGCUGAGCCGACGAGUUUCAGAGGUGAAGCACACAACAGAAUAUGCUACUAGAACUAAAGUGGAAGCUGUCAAACAAGGUUUUUCGUACAUCCUGGAAGGCAACACUGUUGUGCGUGUCAGUGAGGUACUAGCAUCACAGGUUCGUGUUACUAUGUUCUCAAACAAAAGAGACUUCUUCACCUACCCCAUGAAAUCAUCUACUAUGAACAUCUUUCGUGUUGAGAACCGAAGCACUAGCUGUGUACGGACCAUGCAGCUGAGUGCCCUCAUGAAGGGAAAGCCGUGUGUGCUUCUCAGUUACAAGUGUGAGCACGUUGCUCUACCCUUGCUGCACUAAAUAUAGAGUCUUUGCAUCUCCUCUACAUUUCCUCCACCAAUGAGAGCAAGACUUAAUUAAAAACGUCAUUUUCUGUGCCAGACAACAUUGCUGCACCGAGACAAGUGUUGUGUGUUCCAGAAAACCCUGAAAUGUGAUGCCUACAUAGGAACAGCUUUCAAUUAAUAAAUUUUGUUCACUGUGCUCUUCAGUACACCUUCGCCCUGCUAUGCUGAUUUAGUGGUGUUGCUUUGUAAAUGUCUUCCUAGCUGUCUGGAAUGCACUUACAAGGUCAGCAAGCAUGCAUACUGGUGAUGAGCUUGUAAAAGGAGAAUAAUUGUGUGCGACAUUAGCCCGUAAAAGUCCUCCUAUAUUUCUACGGUGUAAUGGACGCUGGUGGCAGGGCACGCUGCUGACCUCUGUCAGCUUCUCUUAGGCAUUUGAGUACGCAUCCACCUUCAACUCUGAUUUAGGCAACCCGACCAGCUGUGAAAGCAGUUUUUUUUUAAACUUGUGUUCGUGAACACAUUUUUUCAGCCCUACUGUCCUAUCUGGCAGCACCGUGAUGCUGCUUAACACUGUGUGUUUGUCCGUACUGGUGAUGAGCUUGUAAAAGGGGGAUAAUUGUGUGCGACAUUAGCCCGUAAAAGUCCUCCUAUAUUUCUACGGUGUAAUGGACGCUGGUGGCAGGGCACGCUGCUGACCUCUGUCAGCUUCUCUUAGGCAUUUGAGUACGCAUCCACCUUCAACUCUGAUUUAGGCAACCCGACCAGCUGUGAAAGCAGUUUUUUUUUAAACUUGUGUUCGUGAACACAUUUUUUCAGCCCUACUGUCCUAUCUGGCAGCACCGUGAUGCUGCUUAACACUGUGUGUUUGUCCGUAGUGGUGAUGAGCUUGUAAAAGGGGGAUAAUUGUGUGCGACAUUAGCCCGUAAAAGUCCUCCUAUAUUUCUACGGUGUAAUGGACGCUGGUGGCAGGGCACGCUGCUGACCUCUGUCAGCUUCUCUUAGGCAUUUGAGUACGCAUCCACCUUCAACUCUGAUUUAGGCAACCCGACCAGCUGUGAAAGCAGUUUUUUUUUUAAACUUGUGUUCGUGAACACAUUUUUUCAGCCCUACUGUCCUAUCUGGCAGCACCGUGAUGCUGCUUAACACUGUGUGUUUGUCCGUAGUGGUGAUGAGCUUGUAAAAGGGGGAUAAUUGUGUGCGACAUUAGCCCGUAAAAGUCCUCCUAUAUUUCUACGGUGUAAUGGACGCUGGUGGCAGGGCACGCUGCUGACCUCUGUCAGCUUCUCUUAGGCAUUUGAGUACGCAUCCACCUUCAACUCUGACUUAGGCAACCCGACCAGCUGUGAAAGCAGUUUUUUUUUUAACUUGUGUUCGUGAACACAUUUUUUCAGCCCUACUGUCCUAUCUGGCAGCACCGUGAUGCUGCGUAACACUGUGUGUUUGUCCGUACUGGUGAUGAGCUUGUAAAAGGGGGAUAAUUGUGUGCGACAUUAGCCCGUAAAAGUCCUCCUAUAUUUCUACGGUGUAAUGGACGCUGGUGGCAGGGCACGCUGCAUGGAACACAUUUUUUCAGCCCUACUGUCCUAUCUGGCAGCACCGUGAUGCUGCUUAACAGUGUGUGUUUGUCUGUACUGGUAAGGAGCUCGUAAACUUGCUUGUGACUUAUUAAUAAUUAAUGUUAAGCUGUGAUGACUGUCUUUUUAAUCAGUUCUGCUGUCACGGAUAAGUCAGAGGAUCGACAUUUAAGUUUGCUGAACGACAAUGUAUUUUGUUCGAAAUUGAAACAUAUUAUACUGGCAUUGCCAGCUUCGCUGUGUAUGUCGGUCACAAGUUGGCAUUGACAUGCAAAUUUCUUGAAAUACGUUUUCAUGGAAAUCUGAUAACCGACACCAAGCCGAUACUGCCAACUUGCAUGAGAUAUCGGUCACAAGUUGGCAGUGUCGGGGAUAUGUUCGCAUACUUUGCCGACAUGGUACCAACUUUGAGCCGAUGUGCCUAUACCGUGAUAUUUAUUUUUAUUGCAUGACUUAUUAGUGAAUGCAACCAUUUGGUAUGAUAAAGUGAGGGUACUGAUGUGCAAAUUUCAUUAAAUGUAAUCGUUUUCGUUUAAAUUUGUUUACCCGACACCAGGCCGAUACUGCCAACUUGCAUGAGAUAUCGGUCACGAGUUGGCAGUGUCGGGCAUAUGUUCACAUACACUGCCGACACGGCACCAACUCUGAGCCAACAUGUCUGUACAGGUAUAUUAAUUUGCAUUACACAACUUAUUAGCCCAUGUUGCAGUUAUAUAUCAUCAAGUAAGGACAUCGAUAUGCAAAUUUCUUGUAUUAUAAGGUUUUUUGUCAAAAUUUGUUUAACCGACAUCAAGCCGACACUGCCAACUUGCCUGGGGACAUCGGUCACAAGUUGGCAGUGUCGGGGUUAUGUUGGACCGACAUGCCCAACUUGGUACCGACAUCGGUCCGAUGUCAUGUGCUGCUUGGGGAGUGACCCCACCGGGUCUCGAGUCUGGUGGUACUGUGUAAAGCAUAGCUGUGCUGCGUGUUUGGAUAGCUCUGUCAAGGUAAUGUUUAUAGUGCCUGAGUAGGAUGAAAAUUCUAUAUUCUUAGCUCGCAAGGUUGAUUUUAUGAGAGUUCAAAAGAUAUAUUAUUUCAAUUUCAAUAUUGUAAUGUUUGAUAGUUUGUUUCGCUAUUAUUUUCCUGUGUGUUGUUUACAUGUUGGCAGAUGCAUCGUUCAAAUCGUUUCUCUGCUAUUCAUCCGUGCAUGUUUAUCGUUUUGAUUGAUUGGUCUUCAACUAUUUAUCCUUGUGUACCUCUUGUUUACGUGUUGGAUUUUGGCUCUCUAUUAGCUGUUGAGCCUGUUUCAAUAAUAUUUUCCUGUCUGUUGUUUACACGUUGGCAGAUGCACCGUUUAUAGUGUUUCUCUGCUAUUCAGCGUUAGCUCUGUGCUGUAUUAAAUUAUUCGUCUUGUGCCGUUCAAAGUGUUUCUCUGCUAUUCGUCCGUGCAUGUUUAUCGUUUUGAUAGAUUGUUUUUCAAUUAUUAAUCCUUUGUGUACCUCUUGUUUACGUGAUGGGUUUUGGUUCUCUAUUAGCUGUUGAUCGUGUUUCUCAUUAUUUCCGUAUGUCUAUGCUGUUUACUUAAUAAGAAAUUGAUUAACGGUGUAAUGUUGGAAUAAUCUUCCCUGUUGCGCUCGAAAAUGUUCAUAAGUGUCAGGUGUACGCCUCCCGUCUUCAAUAAAUGAGGGCAGAUAUUAUUAGAGCUGAUUGUUGGCUAGGAGCAUGCUAUGUGUUGAAGUUCAUUUUUUAAUAUAUUUUCUGUGUUGAAUUCAUAAAACAAAGUAGGGUUUGUAGUGUCUCUUAGAGUGAAAAUUGUAUGGGGAAGUCACGAGGAUGAUUUUAUGAUAGUUAAAAUGAUAGAUUAUUCUCCUCCUCUGUUGUUUUGAUUAACCAAUGUAGUGUUAUAGAUUUUAUUUCCUCUUGUGUUCGUGUCCCAUGGUCUUCCAGGUUCUCUGCUGUUCACAUACAUCUAUCAGCACUUGUAAUUAAAGCACCACUAUGGUGGUCACGUAUAAUAAUGUUAGACUUUUUAUAAUAAAACUUUAAAUUUUGAUUGUAAUCAUAUUGAUUAAAAAUAUCUACUUUGAUUAAAUGUGUCAUAAUGGAAUACUGGCUAUUGUUCUUGAAGUUACAUAUCGGCACUUGUAAUUAAAACUCCACUAUGGUGGUAAUGUUAGACUUUUUAUAAUAAAACUAUUAAUUUUGAUUGUAAUCGUAUUGAUUAAAAAUAUCUGCUUUGAUUAAAAUGUGCUACAAAUUCUGCUUAAAUGAAAAC